UUUGAAAUGAUAUUGGUGAACUUCCUGUGGAUUGGUCUCAUGACCAUUCCGCAGGCAUUCGCCUGGGAUGUAUGCUCCGGACAGGAUUUUGGAUAUAAGGCUGUUGAUCCAGAUAAUCCACAUGCAUACUUCGUCUGCCUAGGCAUACUUGGUAAAUAUCGAAGCAUCUGCACCGAGGGAUACUAUUUCAAUGUACAAAGCCAAAACUGUGCACUGGAUAAGCACCCAAGCACCGAUCUCGCUAAAUCUUUCAGCGGUACUAAAAACGUAUUAAAUAUUACACAAAAUAUAUCAUUGGACCGCCCCAUUAUAUUCAAUUUCUUUGGAUUUCUAUGGAAUAGGUCACCACCUACGCCACCGCUUAAUAAUUCAACCUUCAACAACCUAAAAGAUAGCAACCCAAAAGAUGAUUCAACUACACGAAUUUUAUUAGCCUCCACUGAAAAUUUAAACUCGGAUAUAUCAUCAAAUUCAGCAAUAACUCAAACAACUGGCCCUGACAGUUCUUCACCCACAUCAGAGGAAUCUGAAUCAACAGAAAACUGGAGCUCGAGUUCUAAAAUAUCAACAUCCUCGUCAGAGGUAACAGGAUCGAUAUGGGAAAGUUCUACAGAAAGCUUAAUUUCAAGUUCUGAAAGUUCAUCACCUGCAUCACAAGAAACUGAUUCUACAGCAAGCUGGAGCUCGACUUCUGAAAUAUCAGCAUCGUCGUCAGAAGUAAAUGAAGUUACUUGGGAUAGUUCUACGGAAAGCUCAAGUUCAAGCUCGGAAAGUUAUUCAUCUACAUCUGACCCAACAGAAUCCACGGAUUCUUCUUCGGAAAGUUCCACAUCAUCAUCAGAUGAAAGUGAAUCAACAGAAAGCUGGAGCUCGAGUUCUGAAAUCUCAUCAUCCUCAUCAGAUAUAAGAGAAUUGUUGUGGGAUAGUUCCACAGAAAGCUCAAGUUCAAGCUCGGAAAGUUAUUCAUCUACAUCUGACCUAACAGAUUCCACGGAUUCCUCCAGUGCAAGCUCGGAAAGUUCCACAUCAGAGGAAACUGAAUCAACAGAAAGCUGGAGCUCGAGUUCUGAAAUAUCAUCAUCCUCGUCAGAGGUAACAGAAGCUACUUGGGAUAGCUCUACGGAAACUUCAAUUUCAAGCUCGGAAAGCUAUUCAGAUUCCACGGAUUCCUCUAGUGCAAGCUCGGAAAGUUCCACAUCAGAGGAAACUGAAUCAACAGAAAGCUGGAGCUCGAGUUCUGAAAUAUCAUCGUCAGAGGUAACAGAAGCUACUUGGGAUAGUUCUACGGAAAGUUCAAGUUCAAGCUCGGAAAGCUAUUCAGAUUCCACGGAUUCCUCAAGUGCAAUCUCGGAAAGCUCCACAUCAGAAGAAACUGAAUCAACAGAAAGCUGGAGUUCGAGUUCUGAAAUAUCAUCAUCCUCGUCAGAGCUAAUAGAAGAUACUUCAAGUUCGGAUAGCUAUUCAUCAACAUCUGACCCAACAGAUUCCACGGAUUCCUCCAGCGUAAGCACGGAAAGUUCCACAUCAGAGGAAACUGAAUCAACUGAAAGCUCGAGUUCUGAAAUAUUAUCAUCCUCGUCAGAGGUAACAGAAGCUUCUUGGGAUAGUUCUACGGAAAGCUCAAGCUCAAGCUCGGAAAGUUAUUCAGAAACAUCUGACCCAACAGAUUCCACGGAUUCCUCCAGCGUAAGCACGGAAAGUUCCACAUCAGAGGAAACUGAAUCAUCAGAAAGCUCGAGUUCUGAAAUAUCAUCAUCCUCGUCAGAUGUAACAGAAUCAAUAUGGGAUAGUUCCACAGUAAGUUCAAUUUCAGACAGCCCAUCUAUUAAGCCAAUGCAUCUUCAAAAUCGUCUUGAUAAAAAUAAGCUCAUUGGUAAUUCUGCAAACUCAAUUUUAACAUCAGCCUUAGCCUUCGUUAUGCCGCCAAAACUCAAUGCUGGGCUCAAUCCUUCUGUGCAAACAUAUAUUAUGCCUGUAAAGUCCUAUUGUAACUUUUUGACCAAUGGCGCGUACUUAAGAGACCCAAGCUCAUGUGGUAAAUUUUAUGUUUGUGCAAAUGGACGAGCAAUUUCAAGGUCUUGUCCAAAAUCGUUGUACUUUGACAUAAAAAAUAAGGUUUGCAAUUUGCCCCAUCUUGUAGAUUGUAGUUCAAAGGAAAGCCUGACUCUGAUGGAUGAUAUAGGUGCAGUUGGAAAAUUAAAUGAUGAUGCUUUAAGUACUGAGGCAUUAAUAAGUUCAACUGAUUUUUCAACAACUGCUACAGUUGCUAUAUCUGCUACAUCUUCAAGUGAGUCGUUGAAUGAAUCUAUUGAACAUCGGCUUACUGAGACGGUAGAUGAAAUAUCAGCGCAGCCAAGUACCAACUCUGAAGACCACUCAAUAGCAUCAGAAGUAAUUAAAGCCUUAAAAUGGUUGGGCAUUGCGUAUUCUAUUCCAACCAAAACUAAGCCCACACAAAUAUCCAAUUUUACCAAUGGCAAAAACGAAUUGAAAAAUGUUAAACCACUUGCCAAAGAACUCAUUGAGCUAUCUGAGCACUCAGCUUGCAGCUCGUUACCAAAUGGCGCUUAUGUGAGGGAUGCCAAGUCUUGCAGCAAGUUUUAUGUAUGUGCCAAUGGCCGGUCUAUAGCCAGACAGUGUCCAACAAAUCUGUAUUUUGAUAUCAAGAAAAAGGUAUGCAAUUUUCCUAGGCUUGUAGACUGCCAAGAAGAUGACGUUGAAACCAAUAGUGCAUUAACUGAUGACUUGAAUGCAAGUGUAGGCAAGAAUUUGAAUACCGCAAGUAACAUGCCAAAGCCAAUUAAGUUGGAUGAUUCUGUGAAUAUAAAAUCACUGCACAACAGCUCUAACAAAAACAACAAUGCAGCUAGUGUAAGCUCUAAUGUGUCUGCUUCAACUUUAUCACCAUCUUUUGACAAAUCCAUCAAGUCAGUUAACAUCAAUCUAGAUAUUGAACAGAAAUCCAGCUCAAACAUUAAAAUAUCAUCAACGGCAAUAGAGGGAAGUAACGAAUGCAGUCAAUUACCAAAUGGAGCUAUCUUCAGGGAUUCACAAAAUUGUGGAAAGUUCUACAUAUGCUCAAAUGGAAUUCCUGUGCCUAAACUAUGUCCGGGUCGUCUUUAUUUUGAUCAAAAGAAGAGGGUGUGCAAUUUCCCAAGUUUGGUAGACUGCUCAAAUGAUAAGACUUUAACCUACACAUCGAAAACAGCUUCCUCUGCAUCUGUAAGCGUGGCCCCAGUUAAUAAGGACCUAACACCGGACUGUAGCUUGUGGGGAAAUGGUGCAUAUAUUAGAGAUGCAAGCUCAUGCGGCAAAUUCUAUGUAUGUGUCAAUGGUCGUGCUAUUCCUCGACAGUGCCCAAAUGGUCUUUACAUCGAUAUAAGAAAGAAGUUCUGUAAUUUUCCCAGUCAGGUUGAUUGCUCGCUGAACGUAGAGUCUAGGCAGCUUGGCGGAAUUUCCGUCUCAAUAAUAACUGACUGCAGCCGCAUGGAUAAUGGCAGCAAGUUGCGGGACUCUAAACGAUGUAACAAGUUCUAUGUUUGCAUGGAAGGUAAACCUGUUACUCAUUAUUGUGAGCCCGGUAAAUGGUUCGACAUAGGUCGACAAGUCUGUGACCAAAAGCGCUUUGUCAACUGCAACAAUUAAGAGCGGAAAAUUAAUUAUACAGUUUUAAUCCGAUAUUGGUUAUAUACAAAUUAAAAUUUAACAUGGUGUAGGGUUAUAUGAACUUAUUUAUUAGUGGCGUAUAUUUAAUCAAAAAUAAGCGAUAAUUUUGUUUACGAUGUUUGAUAUACACAGGGCUUAAAUUCUAUAUACUAGAUACAUACAAUUAUCUGCCAAACUAUUUUCCUAUAUUUCUACA
Drosophila busckii is the source of this 3862-nucleotide messenger RNA. Its product is annotated as probable GPI-anchored adhesin-like protein PGA55. The record is from RefSeq and is a predicted model, not a curated record. The transcript has 2 exons. The coding region runs from base 7 to 3645 and encodes 1212 amino acids. NCBI's taxonomy places the organism in Eukaryota, Metazoa, Arthropoda, Insecta, Diptera, Drosophilidae. Gene Ontology annotation, molecular function: chitin binding. Gene Ontology annotation, cellular component: extracellular region.